CUUCUCUACCACAUAGAAGAAAUUAGACGAUUUCCUUAUCACUUUCUCUUCUUUGUUCCUUUUAAUUAUCUGUAUUUGUUUAGUUUUUUAUUUUUUUGGGACCUGCUCUGAAGAAGCUUCAGACAGUUUGCUUCCAGUAGUUAGAAUUUCUUCCCAAAGAAAAAAAACAACUUUUUUUCCAAAUGAGCAAUCUUAAGUUGGCAGUAGAAGUUAUCAGUGCUCAUGACCUCUACCCGAAGGAAAGCAAUGGCUCCUGUAAUCCCUGUGUUGAGCUCCAUUUUGAUAACCAGAAGUUUCGAACCGCCAUCAAAGAUGGAGACAUCAAUCCCCACUGGAACGAGCUAUUCUACUUCACCAUCUCCGAUCCCUCUUCCCUCCAUGAUUCCCCUCUCAAAGCAGUCGUCUACCACGUAAACAAAGAAACCAGAUCGAAGUCGGCUAUUGGUAAAGUUCAGAUUUCUGGCUCCUCAUUUGUUUCUCAAUCUGACGCAGCUGUCCUCUACUAUCCAUUGGAGAAGAAGAACAUGUUUUCCAGCACAAAAGGAGAGCUUGGGCUCAAAGUUUUUCUUACUGAUGAUCCAUCUGUGAGGUCUUCCAGUCCUCUCCCUGAUUCUGAUUUCUUUCAGGAUUAUCAGUCUGAAGAUCAAAUUCCAUUUCCAAAUCCAACUUCUUCAAACAUCUUCCAUCACCUUCCCCGAGAGCAAAACCAGCUCAAAACUUCUUUCAUGGUCGACGAAAUGAAAUCAGCUCCUCAAAGACCAACAAGAGUUUUCUCUCCUCCACAACAACAGCCAUUGGAGUUCCAGCUCAAAGAAACAAGACCAAAGCUCGGAGGCGGACAAGUUGUGGGAGGUAGAGUAAUCCCUGGAGAGAAGCCAACCAGCACCUACGAUCUAGUCGAGAAAGUCGAAUACCUCUUCGUCCGUGUUGUCAAAGCUCGAGAUUUACCCUCCAAGGACAUCACCGGAAGCCUUGAUCCUUACGUCGAGCUGCGACUCGGGAACAACAAAGCCAGAACAAAACACUUUGUGAAGAAUCAAAACCCAGAGUGGGAUGAAGUUUUCGCCUUUCCGAUCGACCGGCUUCAAUCCUCGGUCCUCGAAGUUCUGGUUAAAGACAAGGAUGUUAUCAAAGACGACUUUGUUGGAAUGGUGUUCUUCGAUCUCACUGAUCUCCCUAGGCGUGCACCGCCUGACAGCCCGCUGGCUCCGGAGUGGUACUGGAUGGUUGAUAAGAAGGGAGGAAAGGGGAAAGGAGAGCUCAUGUUAGCAGUAUGGAUUGGAACUCAGGCUGACGAGUGCUUCCCCAUUGCUUCACAUCCUGAUUCGAUGGGAGGGGGACCGACUGCUGCUGCUUUCAAUUCUCUAAUCAGAUCAAAGGUUUAUCAUUCUCCGCGGCUUUGGUAUGUUCGUGUCAACAUCAUCGAAGCUCAAGACAUUAUAAUCGCUGACAAAACCAGGUUUCCCGACGUAUUAGUGAGGUGCCAAAUUGGAAUACAGGUUCUCAAAACCAAGCCGAUCCAGGCGAGGACGAUGAAUGUUUUAUGGAAUGAAGAGUUCAUGUUCGUCGCCGCAGAGCCGUUUGAGGAAGCCUUGCUUCUCUCAGUAGUCGACCGCGUCGCAUCCAACAAAGAAGAAACCAUCGGCCGAGUUCAAAUACACCUCUCCACAGUCGAGAAGCGCUUGGACGAUAAACUUAUCAACACGAAGUGGUACACCCUGGACAAGAAUGCGGUAACAGAGGACGAAAAGGAGAAGAAAAGGGAGAAAUUUUUAAGUAGAUUGCAUGUAAGACUCUGUCUGGAUGGCGGCUACCAUGUGCUUGAUGAGUCAACUCAUUACAGCAGCGAUCUCAGACCAACAGCGAAGCAGCUAUGGAAGCAAUCGAUUGGCUUACUUGAGCUCGGAAUCCUGAAUGCCGAUGGCCUCCCACCGAUGAAGACGAGAGAAGGAAAAGGCUCCUGCGAUAGUUACUGUGUGGCAAAGUAUGGCCAGAAAUGGAUUAGAACUCGAACUGUCUUGAACAAUUUGAGCCCAAGAUACAACGAGCAGUACACAUGGGAGGUUUAUGACACCGCCACCGUCCUCACCGUCGGAGUUUUUGACAAUAACCAGUUUGAAAAGGGCAGUGAGGAAGCCAAGGAUGGAAGAAUUGGCAAAGUUAGGAUUAGACUUUCAACUCUCGAAACAGGAAGAGUCUACACUCACUCUUAUCCCCUACUUGUUCUUCAUAGUUCCGGCUUGAAGAAAAUGGGUGAGCUCCAUCUUGCGAUCCGGUUCUCAUCAACCUCCCUUCUCAACACGAUGUUGAUAUACUCGAAGCCGUUACUGCCCAAACUACAUUACCUUCAUCCAUUAUCCAUAACCCAGCUCGAAGUUCUUCGCAACCAUGCAGUUCAACUCGUGGCUUCUAGGCUGAGUCGAAUGGAGCCGCCGUUGAAGAAGGAAGUCGUUGAGUACAUGUCAGAUGUCGAAUCACAUCUAUGGAGCAUGAGACGAAGCAAAGCGAAUUUCUCGCGGUUCAUGUCCGUCUUCUCCGGUGUAAUGGCGGUCGGAAGAUGGUUCGGUGAUGUCUGUUACUGGAAAAAUCCGAUAACAACAGUGUUAGUUCAUGUCCUGUUUGUGAUGCUUGUGUGCUUCCCUGAGCUCAUAGUUCCAACCAUUUUCCUCUACUCCUUUCUGAUUGGAAUGUGGAAUUAUCGAUUCCGGUCCCGCCAUCCUCCUCACAUGAACACGAGAAUUUUACAGGCUGACUCGGUGCAUCCGGAUGAGUUGGAUGAGGAGUUUGACUCGUUUCCGACUAGUAAAGGGCCGGAGUUGGUGAGGAUGCGUUAUGAUAGGCUGAGGAGUGUGGCGGGCAGGAUGCAGACGGUGGUCGGCGAUGUGGCGACGCAGGGGGAGAGGUUGCAGAUGCUUUUGAAUUGGAGAGAUCCGAGAGCAACUGCAAUAUUUUUGGUGUUUUGUUUGUGUAGUGCUGCGGUGCUUUAUGUGACUCCAUUCUCGGUGUUGGUGGUGGUUGCUGGUUUUUAUUUGAUGAGGCAUCCAAUGUUCAGGCAUAAGAUGCCUUCUCCAACUAUAAACUUCUUCAGGAGAUUGCCUGCAAGAACAGAUUCUAUGUUGUGAUGGGGAAUUUGGGUUGCAGGCUCUUGUUCUGAGAAAUAUUUAUGAAUUUAGUUUUGAAAUUUUUAGUGAUUUAGAUUUGAAAUAUGUAAAAAUUUUUAGGGAAUUUUGAUGAAGAUGUAUGAUGUAUUUUCAAGUGUGAUGCCGUAAGCUGCAUUUUGAUACAUGGUGCUUGUAUUGAAAUAU
Molecule: messenger RNA, 3305 nt
Organism: Phalaenopsis equestris
Lineage: Eukaryota; Viridiplantae; Streptophyta; Magnoliopsida; Asparagales; Orchidaceae
Product: FT-interacting protein 1-like
Exons: 2
Coding region: 183-3122 (979 amino acids)
Source: RefSeq, a predicted model, not a curated record